Molecule: messenger RNA, 2547 nt
Organism: Lathyrus sativus (Indian pea)
Lineage: Eukaryota; Viridiplantae; Streptophyta; Magnoliopsida; Fabales; Fabaceae
Source: the annotation of a GenBank genome assembly
AUGACUAAUAAAUCUGACUCCGUCGUCUACCUUCACGGUAAUCUUGAUUUGAAAAUCGUUGAGGCUCGUUUUCUACCGAACAUGGACAUGUUCUCAGAGCGUUUUCGGAGAUUCUUCUCCGCUUUAAAUUCAUGCACAACUUCAAUGUCUGGAAAAGGAAAGAAUCGUGAGCCACGUCAUCAUCAUCAUAAGAUUAUCACCAGUGAUCCUUACGUAACGGUUUGUCUCGCCGGUGCUACGGUGGCGCGAACCAGAGUUAUUUCGAAUUCGCAGUCGCCGAAAUGGGAAGAGCAUUUUAGGAUUCCUUUGGCUCAUCCUGUUUCUCAGGUUGAAUUUUAUGUGAAAGAUAAUGAUAUGUUUGGCGCUGAUUUGAUCGGAAUCGCAACCGUUUCGGCGACGAGGAUUUUAUCAGGUGAUAAUAUAUGUGACUGGUUUCCGAUUAUAGGUUCUUUCGGUAAGCCGCCGAAACCUGAUUGCGCGGUUUUUCUUGAGAUGAAAUUCACGAGGUGCGAUGAUGAUCCUCUGUAUCGGUCCGGUGUUUCGCUUGAGCCGGAUCGGUUUGCGGUUAAGGAAUCGUAUUUUCCGGUGAGACGUGGAGGAUCGGUAACGCUGUAUCAAGAUGCGCAUGUUCCGGAUUCAAUGUUACCGAGGAUUGAAUUGGAUGAUGGUGUGGAGUUUCAGCAGGGGAAAUGCUGGGAAGAUAUCUGUCACGCGAUCUUGGAAGCGCAUCAUAUGGUGUAUAUUGUCGGUUGGUCAAUUUUUCACAAGGUGAAGCUUGUUAGAGAACCAACCAAACCCUUGCCAAGUGGUGGAAAUUUGAAUUUGGGGGAGUUACUCAAGUACAAAUCACAAGAAGGUUUGCGAGUUUUACUGUUGGUUUGGGAUGAUAAAACUUCACACAGUAAAUUUUUCAUUAACACGAAUGGAAUAAUGCAAACUCAUGAUGAAGAAACUCGAAAGUUUUUCAAGCAUUCUUCAGUUACAUGUGUGUUGUCUCCAAGAUAUGGCAGCAGUAAGCUUAGCAUUUUCAAGCAGCAGGUUGUUGGAACGCUCUUUACACACCAUCAGAAAUGUGUGAUCGUUGAUACUCAAGCACAUGGAAAUAACCGAAAGAUAACUGCAUUUAUAGGUGGUCUAGAUCUUUGUGAUGGUCGGUAUGAUACACCUGAGCAUAGAAUUUGCCGUGAUCUUGACACUGUUUAUAAGGAUGAUUAUCAUAAUCCCACAUUUUGUGCAGGAACCAAGGGUCCAAGGCAACCAUGGCAUGAUCUGCAUUGUAAAAUUGAAGGCCCUGCUGCAUAUGAUAUACUCACUAAUUUUGAGCAGCGCUGGAAGAGAGCCACCAAAUGGUCUCAGUUAGGUCAAAAAUUAAAAAGAGUAUCACACUGGCAUGAUGAUUCUUUAAUUAAGUUAGAACGCAUCUCUUGGAUUCUUAGUCCUUCUGAAUCAAUGCCAAAUGACGAUCCUGAAUUAUGGGUUUCAAAGGAAGAUGACCCUGAAAAUUGGCAUGUUCAGGUUUUUCGAUCCAUAGAUUCGGGCUCUUUGAAAGGAUUUCCUAAGGAUAUACAUGAAGCCAGGGCUCAGAAUCUUGUUUGUGCUAAAAAUUUGGUCAUAGACAAGAGUAUUCAAACAGCUUACAUACAUGCCAUUAGAUCUGCCCAGCAUUUUAUUUAUAUAGAGAAUCAAUACUUUAUUGGAUCAUCCUUUGCUUGGCCAUCUUACAAAGAAGCAGGUGCUGAUAACUUAAUUCCCAUGGAGUUGGCGCUGAAAAUUGUCAGUAAGAUUAGAUCUCGGGAGAGAUUUACUGUUUAUAUUGUUAUUCCAAUGUGGCCAGAAGGCGUGCCUUCUUCUGUCACAGUGCAAGAGAUUCUCUAUUUUCAGGGACAAACUAUGCAAAUGAUGUAUGGAAUCAUAGCCAGGGAAUUAAAAUAUAUGAACCUUAACAAUAGCCAUCCACAAGAUUACCUCAACUUUUACUGUCUUGGUAACAGAGAGAAGUUUGCAACUGAAGAUUCAAAUCCAAAGAAUUCACAUUCAGAUGAUGGCGUCACGGUUUCAGCUUCACAAAAAUUCCAACGGUUUAUGAUUUAUGUGCACGCCAAAGGAAUGGUUGUGGAUGAUGAGUAUGUGAUGGUUGGAUCUGCCAAUAUCAACCAACGAUCUAUGGGCGGAUCAAGAGAUACCGAGAUAGCAAUGGGUGCAUAUCAACCCCAGCAUACAUGGAACAAGAAAAAGGGGCACCCUCAUGGGCAGGUAUAUGGAUAUAGAAUGUCCUUGUGGGCAGAGCACUUAGGAACCAUACAUGACUGCUUCAAAGAACCUGAAAGUUUGGAAUGUGUGGAGACUGUGAACAACAUCGCAGAACAAAACUGGAAGAAAUUUACAGCGGAUGAUUUUAAGCCAUUGCAAGGGCACAUUAUGAAGUAUCCCAUCAAAGUGAAUGCAGAUGGGAAAGUAAGGCCCUUACCUGGAUUUGAGUCUUUCCCAGAUGUCGGCGGCAAGGUGCUUGGUGCCCGAUCUACUCUUCCUGAUGCUCUAACUACAUAG